Messenger RNA from Xiphophorus couchianus (Monterrey platyfish), 2313 nucleotides. Its product is annotated as tripartite motif-containing protein 16-like. Gene Ontology annotation, molecular function: protein binding; zinc ion binding. The record is from RefSeq and is a predicted model, not a curated record. Bases 92 to 1750 code for a protein of 552 amino acids. Lineage: Eukaryota; Metazoa; Chordata; Actinopteri; Cyprinodontiformes; Poeciliidae. The transcript has a single exon.
GUGCCAGACCUGACAGACAACAUUCUUUAAUAAACAAAAGCUUAGAAUAUAUUCUCACAAGGUGAAACUCACAGUCAGUUUGACUGGAGAAAUGGAGCAACGUCUUAUGGACCAGGAGACAUUCUCUUGUUCGAUCUGCCUGGAUCUAUUGAGUAAUCCAGUGACUACUUCCUGUGGACACAGCUACUGUUUCACCUGCAUUAAGACUCACUGGGAUCAAGAGGAUCAGAGAGGAAUCCACAGCUGCCCUCAGUGCAGAAGGACUUUUAAACCAAGACCUGACCUGUGUAAAAACACCAUCCUGUCAGCUUUAGUGGAGCAACUAAAGAAGACUGGACCCCAAGCUGCUCCUGCUGAUCACCGUUAUACUGGACAUGAAGAUGUGGCCUGUGAUUUCUGCACUGGGAGAAAACUGAAAGCCAUCAAGUCCUGUUUAGUCUGUCUGGCCUCUUACUGUGAGAAACACCUUCAGCCUCAUUAUGAUGUGGCUCCUUUAAAGAAACACAAGCUGGUGGAGCCGUCCAAGAACCUCCAGGAGAACAUCUGCUCUAAGCAUGGUGAGGUGAUGAAGAUGUUCUGCCGCACUGAUCAGAAGCGUAUCUGUAGUCUCUGUUUACUAGAUGAACAUAAAGGCCACAACAUAAUUUCAGCUGCAGCAGAAAGGACUGAGAGGCAGAGAGAGCUGGAGGAGAGACGAGGAAACAUCCAGCAGAGAAUCCAGGACAGAGAGAAAGAUGUGAAGCUGCUUCAACAGGAGGUGGAGGCCAUCAAUCACUCUGCUGAUAAAACAGUGGAGGACAGUGAGAAGAUCUUCACUGAGCUGAUCCGUCUCCUCCAGAAAAGAAGAUCUGAUGUGAAGCAGCAGAUCAGAUCCCAGCAGGAAACUGAAGUGAGUCGAGUCAAAGAUGUUCAGGAGAAGCUGGAGCAGGAGAUCACUGAGCUGAAGAGGAAACAUGCUGAGCUGGAGCAGCUCUCACACACAGAGGAUCACAACCAGUUUCUCCUCAACUACCCCUCACUGCCAGCACUCAGUGAGUCUACACACUCAUCCAGCAUCAACAUCCGUCCUCUGAGACACUUUGAGGACGUGACAGCAGCUGUGUCAGAGCUCAGAGAGAAACUACAGGACGUCCUGAGAGACUCAUGGAUAAACAUCUCACUGAUGGUCACUGAGGUGGAUGUUCUACUGUCAGAACCAGAACCAAAGAGCAGAGCUGAAUUCCUAAAAUAUUCACAUGAAAUCACUCUGGACCCAAACACAGCACAUAUACAACUGUUACUAUCAGAGGGAAGUAGAAAGGCAACAGUGAUGGAUGAACAUCAGUCUUAUUUUAGUCACCUUAACAGAUUCAGUGAAUAUACUCAGGUUCUGAGUAGAGAGAGUCUGACUGGACGUUGUUACUGGGAGGUGGAGAGAAGAGGGAGAGUUUAUGUAGCAGUUGCAUACAACAAUAUUAGCAGAGAAGGAGAUGACAGUAUAUUUGGAUGUAAUGACAAAUCUUGGGCAUUAGACUGUUACCAAAACAAUAUCUUCUGGUAUAACAACAUCUCAACCUCCGUCUCAGGUCCAGUUUCCUCCAGAGUGGGAGUUUACCUGGAUCACAGAGCAGGUAUUCUGUCCUUCUACAGCGUCUCUGAAACCAUGACUCUGAUCCACAGAGUCCAGACCACAUUCACUCAGCCGCUACACGCUGGAGUUUGCAUUAGCUGUAAAACUGGAGAUUCUGCAGAGUUCUGUAAACUUAAAUAAACAAAAUUCAGUUAAAGUUCAAUUGGUUAUUUUUCUUUUUUGCAAGCUUUUAUUUAAAACCAUUAAUUUAUGUCUAGACCUAAAAAAGAUAAUCUUCAAAAAUGUUCACUACUUUCUUUUCACCACAGCUUUUUCUGAUUUGUUGCUUUUAAUAGGAAGACUUUUAAAUGAAAUGUAAAAUUAUUCCUGAGGUUGUUAAUGUGAAACCAUUUUGUUUUUUGUCAUGUUCUUGUUCGCGUACCGAGACGCAUGAGACAACAGAUAUCAUCUCUUUGUGAACUUGAGCUGAUUUAAUGUCUUGUUGAUUCACUUUCAGUUCUGUUGGGAAUGAUUGUAAAGUUUGAAUCCAAAUCUAUUUUAAUGUUGUCUCUCAUUAUAAUGUCUGUUUUUACCUUCCUGUUCUGAUCUGUCUUAAUGAUUCUCUAGUGGCUACACUGCCACCUACUGGAAGAUUGUGUUGUUGCAUCACAUGUUCAUCACUUUCUGAAUGAAUAGAAUCAAAUUAUUCAUAUGUUGUUUUUUAAUAGUUUGUGGUAAAUAAUAAAAAUUAUUUUUUUCAAGUA